Myripristis murdjan (pinecone soldierfish) is the source of this 18816-nucleotide messenger RNA. Its product is annotated as histone-lysine N-methyltransferase 2C-like. Lineage: Eukaryota; Metazoa; Chordata; Actinopteri; Holocentriformes; Holocentridae. The coding region runs from base 235 to 18306 and encodes 6023 amino acids. The transcript has 63 exons. Gene Ontology annotation, cellular component: MLL3/4 complex. The record is from RefSeq and is a predicted model, not a curated record. Gene Ontology annotation, biological process: positive regulation of transcription by RNA polymerase II. Gene Ontology annotation, molecular function: histone H3K4 methyltransferase activity; protein binding; transcription coactivator activity.
CAUGGCCUCCAUGACGGAGCGACCGCUUCAACUUUAAUUUUUCGCAGAUUUCCAGAGCAGAAAAUCGUCCUUUUCUCGCCGCGUCGCCGCCGGGAAUGCUCCGCGGGAAGCCGCCGCCAUGGCAGAGCUGUGAGGCGGAGGAGACCUUUCCGAGAAGUUCGCUGCUGGAUUUAAAAAAACAGGUUUAAGUUGUGUGGAAAGCUGGAGAGGAAAAAGAGAAUUGCAUCAAUUCCAAUGCCAUCUGAGGCUCAGUCUCAGGAGCCUCGGGACAGAGGACCGCCCCCUCCCGUCACUCGGGCCGGACGCAGCGCCCUGUUGGCCAAAGCGGCUGCCAGUAGCCCCGCCCCCGAGAAGCGUCCCCGCGGGCGGCCUCGGAAGGAUGGGAGCGCCGGCCGCACCGCGCCUCCUCCCCCUCCGCCCUCCCCUCCUCCUCCUCCCCCUCCGCCUCCCAAAUCCAGGAAGAAGGGGCGCAGUCGAGGCCGAGCCCAGGUGGAGGAUGAAGAGAGCAUGGACGCCACGGAGAAGAAGCUGCCGCAGAAGACAGAGGUGAAGGAGGUGAAGGAGGUCAAGGAGGUCAAGGAGGUCAAGGCGGCAGGAAGGCGUCGGUCAGCUUCCAGAAGAAAAUCCAACCCAAACCCUGAACCCGAACCGGACCCCAAACCCGAGCCAGAGCCUGAAGCUGACCCCGACCUGGACCCCGACCCGGACCCGGACCCAGAACCGGACCUGGAACCAGACCCCAGCCAGGACAGGCUCAGUCCAAAACCCGACCUGAACUCUGAGCCCGGUCUGAUCCACACCGACCCGGCUGUCCCGGUCCCGGUCUCCAGCCCCAGGGAGGAAGGCGGGUCCAGCCCCGGUCCUGCUGCCCCGGUUCCCAGCCCCCGACCAGCUUCCUGUCCUGAACAGGAAGACAGAAUGAGCCCCGCCCCCUCAUCCCCGGUGGGUAGCCCCAGACCCGCUCCUGACCCUGGGGAGGAGGAGCAACCUGACCCCGACCCCGACCCAGACCCCGACCCGAUGGAGGUGAACUGCAGCGGUAGCCCCGUGCCUAUAGAGACGACGGAGGGCGGAGUCAGCCUGAACCCCAGCCCCCCUCUGAGCCCCUGUCCCAGCCCCCUGCCCAGCCCCCUGCCCAGCCCCCUGGCCUCGCCCUGCCCCCGGCUGGGCUUCAGUCCCGGGGAGGACGACGACUCGCUGUCCCCCCUGUUCCAGCGCUCGCUGUCGGAGGAGUCCGGAGGCUCGCCCACGCCCAGCCUGGGACACACCAAAAAACGUCUGAAGCAGUGUGCCUUCUGUUACCGUGGUGACGAGCCUCCCCUGGGUCAGGGUCGCCUGGUGGUGUUCGGCCCGACGCCGGGCUACAUCCCACUCCACAUCCUCAACCGCCGCGCCUCCUCCGACCGCGACAACGACUGCCAUGAGCACUGCUACCACGGCAACCAGGCUCCACCCACGUGCAGCAGUCCAGAACAGUGUGAGGAGGAGUCUUCCUCAGAGUUCGUGGAGCAGCUGGGAGCCGUCGGCCUUCCUCACGACAUCAACGUCCAAUCACUGUUCGACCCCACAGGUCAGUGCUGUGCUCACCUGCAGUGUGCGGCCUGGUCAGAGGGGGUGUGUCGCGGCGAGGGCCAAUCACUUCUCUACGUCGACAAAGCCAUCGACUCAGGAAGCACACAGGUAUGUGUGUUCUGUGGUCGUCUGGGAGCGUCGCUGCGUUGCCGGGAGACGGGCUGUGGGCGGAGCUACCACUUCCCCUGCGCCGCCGCCGCCGGAGCUCAGCAGGACUGGAACCAGAGACACACACUGUGCACCAGACACACAGUCUCUUGUGUGUGUGUGGUGUGUUCAGGUGUCAGUGAUGCGGGCGGUCAGUUGAUGUGCUGUUGCUGCGGUAACCGUUACCAUGGCAGCUGCCUGGACCCUCCUGUGGCCCCCUCCCCCCUGCGGCGGGCUGGCUGGCAGUGUCCUCAGUGUCGAGUGUGUCAGAUCUGCAGGUUGCGAGGGGACGACAGUGUGCUGCUGGUGUGUGAGCGCUGUGAUAAGGUCUACCACACACACUGCCUCACGCCGGCCCUGGAACACACACCCAGCAGCGGCUGGAGCUGCAAGAACUGCCGAGUGUGCUUACGGUGUGGUGUGAGGUCGUCAGGUCAGUGGGCCAAUCACCCGUCCCUGUGUGAGUCAUGUGACCCCGCCCUGCCUUGCCCGCUCUGUGGCCACGCCCUCGACCCCUCCUUAUCGCAGGACUGUCUGACGUGUAUCUGCUGCUAUAGGUGUGUCCAUGCAGACUGUGUGGUGCAGGCAGGUGAGGGCAGGGUGGAGCCCAGCAGCUACAUCUGUUCUGCCUGCAGACCUCAGGAGGAGGAGCUAACGCCUCACAGCCCAAUCACACACACCCCUGUAGCAGCCCCGCCCCUCAGUCCUACACAGGCCCCGCCCAUCGACCUUCCACAGGUAUCAUCCCCAAGUCACACAGAAGCUGCGCCCACCAGCCCGGCUUCCUGUAGCCCCCCACAUCCUCGGCACAGCCCUGCAGCACAUAGCCCUACCCAGGGCAGCUGCACAGUCCUGCCCCAAAGCCCUGCACCAUCUCAUCCUGGUCCCACAGAGCUCCAAGAAAGCCCUGCACCAUCUCAUCCUGGUCCCAUAGAGCUCCAAGAAAGCCCUGCACCACCUCACCCUGGUCCCACAGAACUCCAAGAAAGCCCUGCACCACCUCACCCUGGUCCCACAGAGCUCCAAGAAAGCCCUGCACCACCUCACCCUGGUCCCACAGAGCUCCAAGAAAGCCCUGCACCAUCUCACCCUGGUCCCACAGAGCUCCAAGAAAGCCCCGCACCACCUCACCCUGGUCCCACAGAGCUCCAAGAAAGCCCUGCACCAUCUCACCCUGAUCCCACGGAGCUCCAAGAAAGCCCUGCACCACCUCACCCUGGUCCCACGGAGCUCCAAGAAAGCCCUGCACCAUCUCACCCUGAUCCCACAGAGCUCCAAGAAAGCCCUGCACCAUCUCACCCUGGUCCCACAGAGCUCCAAGAAAGCCCUGCACCAUCACCAUCUCACCCUGGUCCCACAGAGCUCCAAGAAAGCCCUGCACCAUCUCAUCCUGGUCCCACAGAGCUCCAAGAAAGCCCUGCACCAUCUCACCCUGGUCCCACAGAGCUCCAAGAAAGCCCUGCACCAUCUCCCCCUGGUCCCACAGAGCUCCAAGAAAGCCCUGCACCAUCUCCCCCUGGUCCCACAGAGCUCCAGCAAAGCCCUGCACCAUCUCACCCUGGUCCCACAGAGCUCCAAGAAAGCCCUGCAGCAUCUCACCCUGGUCCCACAGAGCUCCAAGAAAGCCCCGCACCAUCUCACCCUGAUCCCACAGAGCUCCAAGAAAGCCCCGCACCAUCUCCCCCUGGUCCCACAGAGCUCCAACAAAGCCCUGCACCUUCUCAUCUUGGUCCCACAGAGCUCCAAGAAAGCCCUGCACCAUCUCACCCUGGUCCUACAGAGCUCCAGAAAACUGCUGAGCCUCAUAGCCCUACCCACGCCAGCCCCAUACAGGCUCAGCAGAGCCCCAGCCAAGGCAGCUCUAUGCUGGAGACUCAUGGUCCCUCACACGUUAGCCACGGUUCCACCCACAGUCAGUCCAGCCCCACCACACCUUCAGAGGAUCAGCAGAAGCCUACACAUACUCCCCAAAGUCCCGCUCCACCGCAGAGCCCCACCCAGGUUGAGCCUGGGUCUGCAUCGCACAGUCCUGCCCAUGUGAUCAUCACCCAGCCUCAGCGCAGUCCCUCGCCAUGUCCUCCUGCUCAGGUCGUCUCCUCAUCACCUCCGCAGAGUCCUACACAGGAUGCUGAACCUACACUGGACCAGGAGAAGCCUGAAUCAAUUAGCCCUGCUCGGUCCCCUGCUGGCCCGACACAGGACACUUCUACACUGGACCGGGGUAGCCUUUCUCCAGCCUCCUGCAGGCCUGCCCACACAGCAGGAAGCCAUGCCUCAGUGAGGCCCAUUUCAGCUCCAUGUAGCCCCGCCCCAUCCCCACUUAUACCCACACAGUAUAGUUUGUCACAGCCUGCUAGCCCACCACAAGUCCACCUUUUACAGCUUAGCACGUGUAUUGUUCCUCCUGCUAGCCCCUCAUGGCUAAGAGCCACACAGCAGUGCAUCACACAAAUUAGUUCGGUAGAGCUAAGCCCUAAGGAGCCUAGCACAAUGCAGCAUGGCCCGAGCCAUGAUGGCCAAACACUGGAGAGUAGCCCCACCCCUGACCUGUCCAUAGCUGCCCUGGCUAGCUGUGGCACAGCUAGCCAAUCCCUGGACCAGGACAGUCCUGUUCAGAGUAGCAUGGUUAGCCCUGCACAUGCUAGCCUCCCUCUUUCCCCUUCCACACCCACACCACAAAGCCUUGCUCAUGUUAGCACUUCUCUGGGACUUGCUUGCCUAGUUAGCCCACCUCAUGCUCGUGAAAUGGAGGGGAGUCUACCUCCAGCUAGCUCCGGUCAUCAAAGCUCUUCUCAUGAGAGCCCCUCAUGCUGCAUGGAAGCCACUGAAACUAAUGUCAGCCAGAUACAUAUCCAAGAUAGCCUGACUUGUGCUAGCCCCACACAUGCCAGUAAAAUGCCUGCUAGCCCAACUCACGCCAUGUCUCCUCAGGUCUCUGCUGGUCCCACAGCAGUUCAGACCAGCCCUGUCCAUAUAAGCCCUGUACCUGUUCACAUUAGCCCCUCACCGCCACCGACUAGCCCCUCACAGCUGUCGGCUAACAUCUCAGAGUUACUGACUAGUCCCCCACACCUACCAGCUAGCCCCUCUCAGUCGCCGGCUAGCCCCUCUCAGUCGCCGGCUAGCCCCUCUCAGCUACUGGCUGGUCCCUCACUGCUGCUGACUGGCCCCACACAGUUACCAAGUAGCCCUUCAGUACUACCACCAAGCCCUUCACCACUGCCAGCUAACUCAUCACAGAUACCAGCUAGCCAUAAUCACCCUAGCUCAACUCAGGAUGAGGAAAUGGAGGUAGCUGUGAGCAGUCCAACUCAGUCUAAUAAUACGCAAGCUAGUCCUAUUCCAGUAAACUCUGCUCAUUCUAGCCCACUUCAUACUGUUGCCACUUGUGCUAGCCCAAUCCGCACAGAUGCUAAUGAUAGCAGCAGGCUGACUAGUGUUAGCCCAGUUCAUGGUCAGGCUGGCAUCAUUCCCUCAGAUCAUAGUUUUACAGAGGCUCAUCAACCUAGCCCAAGUCCCACACAUGGCAGUCAGUCGGAGUCUGUUGUUUUUUGUCCCAUACUCAUUGGAGCGAGCUGCAGCCCUUCGCAUGUUGCUCAGACACAGUCUAGUCCCAGGUCUCCAGCAGCUAGCUUUAGUCCUCCUCACCAUAGGCUGACUGACAGCCCAGUUCAUAGCUCUGCUAGCCAUAUCCUUAGGCCUGUUUCCCCAGACCAUACUGUACAAACAAGCUCCACCAGUGCUAGCGUAACUGAUGCUGGGGUCAUUCAUAGUCCACUUAGGUCUAGUCCUGCUGGUCAUUCUAGUCCUGCUCACAUGCAGACCACCUCCAGUCCCAGCCAUUGCAACCCACUGCAAACAGAAAGAAACACAAGCUCAGUCUGUGUUAGCCCUCCUCGUAGUCCAGCUCAGGCCAGCAAAACAUAUCAUAGCCCAACACGUAGCCCUGACUGUAGCCCGGUUCCCAUCAGUGACCCGCAUUCUGGCCUUUCUAAGGCCCCGCUGAGCUGCUCUGUUGCGACUCCAAGUCCUGAUGACAGCUCGGUCCUGCCUGCACACAGCCUUAGCCACACAAGCCCAACAGACACUCCCCUGCUCCAUGACUCCUGUGCUGUUCAGAGUCAUGCUAGCCAGAAUCUGGCUAGCCCUGUGCUAAUCCAGGACAGUUCUGUUAUUGAAACUCAAGACAGUCAUGUUGAAACCCAGGACAGCUCUCUUUGUCAAAGUCCAGUAAACCCUGCUCAUGCUACUGCCACUAUCGAUUCUAGUCCCACUCAGGGUAGCACUGCGAUGCCUAGCACUAGCCACACCAGUGAAAUGCCUCCUAGUCCCACACACUCCGACCCCGUACAUAUCAGCUCCAGCCAGGCUGGCUCUCCUCAGACAAGCCCCUCCCAUGCUCAUCACGCUAGCCCUGUGCACACUAGCCCACUUGCUAGUCCAGUUGGUUGCCCCAUGUAUUCAGGUCUUAAACAAGCUAGUCCCGUGCCUGCUAGUGAGACUACUGUUGUCCCUGAGCAGUUGGUGGCUAGCUCUGGUCCUGGCAGCCCGCUGAGGACUGAUGCUAGCUCCGGUCCUGGCAGCCCAGUGAGGACUCAUGUGAGUCCUCAUCCUGUUAUCCCUGUGAGGACUGAUGCUAGCCCUGGUCCUGCUAGCCCUGUGCCAGCUGAGGCUACUCCUCAUCCUGUUAACCUUGUGAGGACUGGUGCUAGUCCUUGUCUUGCUAGCCCUUUGAGGACAGAUGCUAGCCCUGGUCCUGCUCUCCCUGUUAAGACGGAUAUUACCCCUGUGAGUACAGAUGCUAGCCCUGUGAGGAAGGAUGCUAGCCCAGUGAGGACAGAUGCUAGCCGUGCUUCUGCUAGCCCACUGAGGACGGAUACUAGCCCACUGUGGACGGAUGCCAGCCCUGGUCACGUUAGCCUUGUUAGGACACAUGCUAGCCCAGUGAGAUCGAAUGCUAGCCCUGGUCUUGUUAGCCCAGUGAGGACUGAUGCCAGCCCUCAUCCUGCUAGCCCAGUCAGGACACAUGCUAGCCCUGGUCGUACUAGCCCAGUGAGGAUGGAUGCUAGCCCUGGUCAUGCUAGCCCAGUGAGGACACAUGCUAGCCCCGGUCGUGCUAGCCCAGCGAGGACGGAUGCUAGCCCAGCGAGGACGGAUGCUAGCCCAGCGAGAACGGAUGCUAGCCCACUGAGGACGGAUGCUAGCCCACUGAGGACGGAUGCUAGCCCACUGAGGACGGAUGUUAGCCCAGCGAGGACGGAUGCUAGCCCAUUGAGGACGGAUGCUAGCCCAUUGAGGACGGAUGCUAGCCCAGCGAGGAUGUGUGCUAGCCCUGCCCAGACUGAGGCGGGUGAGGAUCGUGGCCCCGCUGAGCUGCUGGUUAGCCCGUCUUCACUCAGCCCCCAGCAUCUCUCAGCAGCAGAGAGGGAGCCUGCAGCUGCUCUGGACGUCUCCGUGACUGAGGAAGCUGUAGACCAGCAGGACGAGCAGGAUGACAUGGUGCCACAGACGAAGACGAGGACGAGGACAGAGGAGGAGGAGGAGGAGGCGGGGAGAGAAAUUCUGCAGCAAAGGACAGAGGAGGAGGAAGCACAUCUGAAGACAGAGGAGAGGAAAGAAGAGGAGGAGGCUGACCAGGGAGAGCAAACGGUGCAGCAACACAAGCAGGAGGAGGAGAGAGAGGAAGAGGAGGCCUCCCUAUGGCCUGCUGCAGGUGCUGACUCCUCAUUGGUCCAGCUGACAGCCGGUGUCCUGACUGAAAGGUGCCCGUCUCCUCCUGUGGCCGCCUCCUCCCCCUCCCCCCCACAGUCAGCUGCUGCAUCCCCUCAGCCCCUCCCACCCCCUUCGCCCUGCUCCUCCCCUCCCUCACCUCCCCCGCCUCCUCUCAGAGCUGGUUCUCUGGAGGCCUCCUCCCCCCCCUCCCCUCACAGGACUGCCUUAUCCCUCUCCUCCUCCCCCUCCCCCCUCCUCCCUCCUCACUCCCCUGUUCCUCAUGAGCUCCGCCUCCAGGAAGAGGACUCCACCAAUCAGAGAGAAGCGGAGGUGGUUAGAGAGGCCACGCCGGAAGACGCAUCGCCGUCCCUUUGUGUGAUGACGGCAGACGACGCUAGCCAAUCUGAGAACCCGUUUGAACCUGUUGCCACGGCAACCACACCCACCAAAGAUACUGAUCAAUCACAUGCUGAGCCUUUGCAGAGGACAGAGGAAGAGGAGGAGCUUGUGGAGGAGCCACUUCCUGAAACCUCAGUGCAGACAGCGCCGCUGGCCGUGAAGGCCGCUGAUGAGGUGGUUGCUGAGCAACGCCCAAUGAGAGAGCAGGAGGACGAUAAAGGGCAGGAGGAGAAAGGCGAUGUCUCUCCUCAUAGGACAGAUGAACUUAGAGGAGAGGAGGAGGAGGAGGGCGGUGUGGAGGAGGACAGGUCAGAUGGGGGGGAGGAUGAGGAGGAGGAGGAGGAGUUGCCCUCCUCCCAGCCCGUGAGCCCAAUGCUGGAGCUGGACCCUUCGUUAGACAAGGAGGUGAUGCAGCUGAUGACCUCCUCUCUUCCACCUGCCCUCCUGCACCUCCCCUCCUCUCCCAGCCCGCCUCCCCUGCGUAGAGGGAAGGGCCGGACGCUCAGAGCUCCGCCCCCCUCCAGCAGGCCGUCAGACGACCUCUCCAUUCGCCUCAGGCAGUCCCCGUUCUCCACCGAGGCCUCGCCCGAGACCUCCCCCACCAGAGUUCCUGUCACCCCCCCUCCUCUGUCUCCACCCUCACCCCCCGCCAGGAGCUCCUCCCCCAACGGCGCGCCCGAGUCCCCUCCCUCCAAGCUUCAGGCUCUGCCCACCACUGUGGUUCCUCUCACCCCAAAAAUUGGCAUGGGGAAGCCGGCCAUCUCCAAGAGGAAGUUCUCCCCUGGUAGACCUAGGGUCAAACAGGGUUCGUUGUGGAGCAAUCGCAGGGCAGUGAGCCCCCCCUCGUCCUCCCAGGAUUCCACGGGGGAGGGGGGGAGGGACAGCCCUAAGCCCCGCCCACCGGAUUCCCCCCCCUGGAGCAUGAGAGUGGGUCGUGGUUCAGGGUUUCCCGGCAGGAGGAGGUCCAGAGGAGGAGGUGUGGGAGGAGGAAGAGGAGGGAGAGGAAGGAGCAGGAUGAAGACGCAGGACAGCCUGACUGUGUCUCCUGGAAGUGUGUAUGUGGAGUCGUUGCAGUUGAAGGAGGAGGAGGAGAACUCGAUGCACAACACGGUGGUGAUGUUCUCCACCUCGGACCACUUCACCCUCAGACAGGACAUGUGUGUGGUGUGUGGGAGUUUUGGUCAGGGAGCUGAAGGCAGACUGCUGGCCUGUUCUCAGUGUGGACAGUGUUACCACCCCUACUGCGUCAACAUCAAGAUCACUCGAGUCAUCCUGACCAAGGGGUGGCGCUGCCUGGAGUGCACGGUGUGUGAGGCGUGCGGCGAGGCCAGCGACCCGGGACGCCUGCUGCUGUGUGACGACUGCGACAUCAGCUACCACACCUACUGCCUGGACCCGCCCCUCCACACCGUGCCCAAGGGCGCCUGGAAGUGCCAGUGGUGUGUGUGGUGCGUGCAGUGUGGCUCCGCCUCCCCGGGCCUGCGCUGUGAUUGGCAGUGUAACUACAGCCGCUGCGGGCCGUGUGCCAGCCUGAGCCGCUGCCCGCUGUGCCAGAGGCAGUACAUCCACGACGAGCUGGUCCUGCAGUGCCAGCAGUGUGACAGGUGGGUCCAUGCAGUGUGUCAGGGUCUGACCACUAACGAGGAGGUGGAGGCUGCAGCUGACGAAGGCUUUGACUGUUCUCUGUGUCGAGCACACAGCCGCAGCACAUUCGGGAGGUCGGACAGCUAUGACUCUCCCUACAUGGCCCAGAUCGUCUCCAGGAGCCGGGAGCCCGACGUGAAGACAUACACCCAGGACGGAGUGUGUUUGACAGAGUCGGGUCUCUCGCAGCUUCAGUCUUUGGUUGAACCUCUGACCUCGCCGCGCCGCUACCGCAGGUGUAAACCCAAACUGAAGCUGCGGAUCAUCAACCAGAACAGCGUGUCGGUGCUGCAGACGCCCCCCGACCCUGAAACCCCCACCGAGCAGGAGCCCACCAGAGGUGAGAUGGAUUGUGACAUUAAAUCUGACUCCAGCCCGGAGCGAGACCACACCCACGACGAUGACAUCACCAAGGGGCUGGAGGUCACCGACGGCAACAAGAAGAGGAAACGGAAACCCUACCGGCCCGGUAUUGGAGGCUUCAUGGUGCGACAGAGGGGAGGGAAAGCUGGUCCGGGCCGAGCCAAACCCUGCCUGAGCAGGAAGGAUUCAGCAGAGGCCCUGCCAGGCUGGGUGGACACAGAGGUUGCCAUGGAGAUGGCCCCCCCUGCAGAGCAGAUGGUGGAAAAGGUGAAGAAGAGAUACCGCAAGAAGAAGACCAAGCUGGAGGAGGCGUUUCCCUCUUACCUGCAGGAAGCGUUCUUCGGUCGGGAUCUGCUGGACAGAAGCCGGCAGGUGGACAGGAAGGCGGGGCUAGAGACGACGGCCCCCAGCCACGGCCAAUCAGGGAUGAGAGCAGACUCUAAAGGUCCCACCCCCAGCAUAACCUCCCCCUCCCCCUCGGGCCCUCAGGUUGGCAUCAUGGCAACAGGCGCCAUGGCAACAGGCGCUGCCAGGAAACAGGCAACGCUGCCCAUGUCAGAGGAAGCUCUAGUGGAUCUGUCUGAUGUUCUCAACACUGACCCUCACAUACUGGCUACAGGACACACAGGUCUCGGUGUUUGUCAGUUCCAGGCGGAGCGCUCCAACUCUUUGUUUGCUGGUCUGGAUAUCAGCUCCAUGGCUGUUGACCACUCGUUGACCUCUGAGCCAUCAGGAAGCGGUGGGCGGGGCCAGAGGGCUGUACAGGAAGAGCCUCUGGAUGCCAUCUUAAGCCCUGAGCUGGACAAGAUGGUCACUGAUGGUGCUAUCCUCAGCAAACUCUACAAGAUCCCAGAACUGGAAGGGAAGGAUGUGGAGGAGCUGUUCACUGCGGUGCUCAGCCCCAGCAGCCAGCCGGAGCAGAACCAGAACACCAAGACCCCAACAAACACCACAGCAGCAGCAGGAGUGUUUCCUCGUCUUCCAGUGAUGAACGGCCUCAUGGGAGCUGCUCCUCAUUUUCCUCUGGCUCCCAUGAUGCCUAGCGGUGCACAGGGCCCAGCGGGCUUCAGGAUGCCCCACCCUGACAGCAACAGGGACAGGAAGUUGAACCAGCUCGGAGGGGACGUCGUCGGUCCAUGGGGUCCAGGCGGCCCUGCCCCCACAGUUGUCCCCAGCGCAAGCCCCGCCCCUGCCCCCGCCUCCGCCUCCGCCUCCACCAAUCAGGUGUCAGGAGAGGGCGACCAGGAUGUGAUGUCGACGGCCCAGAGGAGCAUGCUGAAGUGGGAGAAGGAGGAGACUCUGGGAGAGCUGGCCACCGUCGCCCCGGUGCUCUACUGCAACACCAACUUCCCCCAGCUGAGGGAGCAGUACCCUGACUGGCCCACCAGAGUGAAGCAGAUCGCCAAGCUGUGGAGGAAGGCGAGCUCCCAGGACCGAGCGCCGUACGUGCAAAAAGCGAGGGAUAACCGGGCGGCUCAGCGCAUCAACAAGGUCCAGCUGUCCAACGAUUCGCUGAAACGCCACCAGUCAGCGCAGCCGCCGCUGGGCCCGUACGACCCCGUUUCCAUGGAGACGGACGCGGCGUUCAAGGACCCGCUGAGGCCCAAAGAGUCGGAGCACGAGCAGGAGUGGAAGUACAGACAGGGAGAGGUAAAUGACAGAUGGGGCGCCGGUAAGAAGAGGCAGGAAAAUCUCCCCAAAAGCAAAGCCCUAAAAUCACCAACAGAUAAAGAUUGUCCCUACCAGGCAUCUGUAGCAGGAGGUGGCAAAGAGGCUCUGCAAAUGCGGCAGAAGAGUAAGCAGCAGGCGAAGAUCGAGGCGACUCAGAAGUUGGAGCAGGUGAAGAUCGAGCAGCGGCAGCAGCAGCAGAUGUUGCGUAGCCAACAGCUGGGCGGGGCCGUUUCCCCGGAGACGGGCAGCCGGAGCCCCAUGAUGACGCUCCCCGGCGGCAACGCCUCCCCCCUCCAGCCGGGGGCGUCCCGGGAGGGGCUGGCCAGGACGCACCCCCUCCAGGGGAACCAGACCGACGACGUCUUCCUCAGGCCCCAGGCUCCUCCCCCCUCCGGCUUCUCCUCGCUCCCCCACUCCCCUCACCCGUCCCCUCCUCACCCCCAGCCCCCCUCUCCCCAGAUGUUCUCCCCGCCCUCGUCCCGCCCCUCCUCGCCCUGGGACCCCUACAGUAAGGUGGUGGGGACCCCUCGCCCGGCCCCCUCGCCGGCCGCCGGCCCCCCGGCCGCCCAGCAGCAGCGCCGCGGCUCCCUGAGCGCCUCGCCGGCUCACGACGCCCUGGGCUCGCCCUCGCCAACGCCGGACUCCAAGCCCUCAGAGGCCCCCAGAGUCCUGGGACCACAGACAGGGGCCCAGCAGAGCAGGGUGGGCAUGAUGAGCCCCCCCACAGGCUCCGCCCCCGACCACUCCAGGCUGGUGGGUGUCCGGGCGGCUGAGGUCUACCAGAGGACGUCCCAUAACAGCAACAGUGUCCGUGUGUCUGUCACCGAGCCGUACGGGCGCUGCGGCCUCGGCCCCGGCCCGGCGGGCGGCGAGAUCGGGCUGGGCGGGGUGUUCAAGGCGCCCAUGCCCCCCCAGCAGGAGGCGUUUGGCGGCGCGGGAGGAGUUAGGAGGGACCAGCCCAGACCCACAGAACUGGGCUUCUCUCUGCCCCUCCCCCAGCAGGACACCUUCCCCUCCAGCCCGCUGUCCGGCCUCGGCUCGCCGCACCGCAGCCCGUACGCCCAGACGCCCGGCACGCCGCGGCCCGACUACAGCCAGCAGAUGGCCGACCCCUUCGCCCAGCAGUCGCCGUUGGGCUCGCGGCCCUCGCCCGACCCCUACGCCAACCCCCAGACGCCCGGCACGCCACGCCCGCACUCUGACCCCGCCUACCUCGCCACGCCGCCGGCCCUGCGGCCGGAGCAGUACGGCCAGCAGACGCCCGGCCGCAGGCCGUCGCCCUCCCACUCCUCACACCCGUCUCUGGACCCGUACGCCUCGGCCCCCGGGACGCCCCGCCCCUCUGACCGCUUCCCGCGGUCCCCCGGGGGCCAGCGGAGCAACGACCCCUACACGCAGCCCGCCGGCACGCCGCGGCCCUCCCCGGACCCGUACGGCCAGCAGCCCUCCACGCCGCGGCCCCUCAAGGCCCCCGAGCCCUUCAGCCAGGCGGGGGGCCCCGUGAGGCCCGGCGGCCCCGCAGAGAGCUUCACCGCCCAGCCGGCAGCCUCCGCCUCAUCCCCCCUGUCCCAGGACGGCUUCACACAGACACUCCACCAGGUGCAUCAGUCUCCAGGACAGCAGCAGGACGCAUUUCCCAGAACCCCUGGCGGCCAGACCCCAAAGCAUCCUGGGAUCACAGAGGAGGCCGGCUUCUCGAGCCUGGCCGGUCAGACGCCGGGUCACGACCCCUUCGAGCCGGGUCACAUGACCCCCGGCCCUCCGCAGGCCGACAAGACAGCAGCCAAUGAGAUGGCAGCUCUGGGCGGGGCCUCCCUGGACGGACCAGUCAGCAUGCUCCCUCAGCUGGGGGACUCGGAGGAGAAGCUCCGACAGGUACAGCGUCAGCGGUUGCGUCAGCUCAUCCUGAGGCAGCAGCAGCAGAAGAGCGCCCUGCGGCAAGAGAAAGGUCUGCAAGAGCCGCCGGCUGCCCCGCCCACCCCCGGCCCCGGCCCCGCCCCCGGCCCGGCCACGCCCCAUCACUGGCCCCAGGACGAGUCUGCCACCAUUCCCCCUCAAACGGAUAUGUUCGGCCGUCCGCCGCCCCCCUACCCCGGCACAGCCAGAGCGGGGGGGCCGGCCGGGGCCCCGAGGUUCCCCGGAGGUUUCCCAGGGGAGCAGAGAGGCUUCCCCACCGGAGAGGCUCCCUUCCCCAGGCAGAGCCUCCCCAGGGAGCUGGGAGGGAUGGGCGUGCGAGCACCUGGCCCCAGGUUUGGGUUCCUCCCUGGAGCUCCAGCAGGCCUGCAGGACUCCUUCCUUCGUGCUCCCCAGAGUGCAGUGCCUGGUUCUGGGCUCGGCCUGGCAGAGGGGGUCCCUGUCCAGAUGAGGAGGCCCAUGACGGGGGAGUUCAUGGGCAUCCGACCCCUGUCUGCCCCAAACACACACACACACAUGAUGACAGGUGUUUCCCAGCCCUUCCUGCCGCGCUCCCUCCCCAUCCAGCAGCACAGCAUCAUGGGACAGCCCUUCAUUGAGUUGCGACACCGGGCCCCGGAGGCUCGCCUGCGGCUGCCCUUCCCGCCGCCCGGCCCCCUGGAUCCCGAGCCCCCACCGGGGGCCCCCAGGGACCCACAGCUGCCGGCGGGCCGGUCUGCCCAAGGCGGCAGGCUGGGCGAGGCGGCGCUGGGCCAGCAGAUGGCGCUAGCAGCCGGCAUGGACACGCUGAACCAACAGGACCAACAGCAGCCGCCGCUCAGCCACGCGGCGGCGCUGCAGGGCGGCGAGGCGGCGCUCCCAGGGGCUGAUGGGAUAGAAGAGCACCUGGAGGGGGAAGACUCGGCCGUGAAGGACCUGGAGGACGUGGAGGUCAAAGAUCUGGUCGACCUCAACCUGAACCUCGACCCCGAGGACGGUAAAGAGGAUUUGGAUCUGGGUCCGAACGACCUCCACCUGGACGACCUGCUGCUGUCGGGGAAGUUUGACCUGAUCGCCUACGCCGACCCCGAGCUCAACCUGGAGGACAAGAAGGACAUGUUCAACGAGGAGCUGGAGCUGGGCGAGCCGGCCGACGACAAGGAGGGCGGGGACAGGAGGGACGGGAAGGCCGAGAGCCACGCCCCCCUGCUGGGCCACGUCAAACAGGAAGUGAAGGAUGCCAUCAAAACAGAAGCCAAGGACUGCCCCUCGGCCCACCCUGCCGUCCUGACCUCCAAACCCCCAGGAGCCCCGGGAGGCGAGGCCAAGGAGAAGCUGGAGGACUCUGGCUCUGGUUCAGCCGUCAGCGCCGUGCUGGCUCUCCCGGCCCAGGAGCAGGCUCCCACCUCAGGCAUGGCCCCCAGGGGACACGCCCCCCUGGCAGCAGGCCGGCCGGCCGUCUUCCAGCCGCAGCAGAGGCCGUUUGGCCCCGCCCCCUCCGCGCUCCUCAACCCCCAACACCAAGGUCGCCCGCCGCCCCUCCAGCCGCGCCUCCUCCUCAACCCGCAGAGCCAGCCCCUGCUUCCGGGCGUCCAGGCCCAGGCCCAGGCCCAGCUGCAGGCCCAGGCCCAGCUGCAGGCCCAGGCCCAGCUGCAGGCCCAGCUGCAGGGGGUGCGGCCCCUCCUGCUGGAGGAGCAGCCCCUCCUCCUGCAGGACCUGCUGGACCAGGAGCGGCAGGAGCAGCAGCAGCAGAAACAGAUGCAGGCGCUGAUCAGACAGAGAUCCACCCCAGAGACCGUGUUUCCCAACAUGGCAGACUUGGACUCCAUUGCAGAUCCGAUCAUGAAAGCCAAGAUGGUGGCUCUGAAGGGCAUCAACAAGGUCAUGACGCAGGGCAGCCUGGCGCUCCCCCCCAACAACAGUGUCAGUGUCAGUGUUAGAUUCCAGCAGGCUCCGGGGGCCCAGGGCCCAGAGGGGCCUCCUGUUCCUGUUCGCUGGCUUGGACAGGAUGGGAAGCUGACUCCUCAUCUGGUGAGACCGUCUCCUCCCAGCUUCGGCCCGGGCUUCACCAACGAGUCUCAGCGGCGGCAGUACGAGGAGUGGCUGGGGGAGACGCAGCAGCUGCUCCAGAUGCAGCAGCGCCUCCUGGAGGAGCAGAUCGCCGCCCACCGCAAGGCCAAGAAGGCUCUGUCGGCCAAGCAGAGGACCGCCAAGAAGGCCGGCCGCGUGUUCGCCGAGGAGGACGCCGCCCAGCUCCGCAACGUCACCGAGCAGCAGGGGGCGGUGCAGAAACAGCUGGAGCAGAUCCGGAAGCAGCAGAAGGACCACGCCGAGCUGAUCGAGGACUACAGGACCAAGCAGCAGCAGCAGAGAGCCCUGCAGCCGCCCGCGGCCCCCCCCGUGCCCCAGACGCUGCUCGGCCAACCCGUCAUGCCCGUGCAGGCCCACCCGGGCGGCCCCGCUCAGGCCCGCCUCCCGAACGCACCCCCUGUUUGGACACCUGGCAGCAUAGGGCAGAGGAUGCCCCCCCACCUGCCCCCUCAGAUGCCCCCCGCCCAGGCUCCCGCUCUGGGUCCUGCGGCGGCGAGCUUCACCGCGGCGCCGCAGGGCCCGGCCGGAGGUCCGAGCACGGCGGCAGGAAACCCUGCUGCUGUGGCGGGGGGCGGAGCCGCCGCACCCCCCCAGGUGAAGUUUGAUGACAACAACCCGUUCAGUGAAGGCUUCCAGGAGCGGGAGAGGAGGGAGAGGCUGAGGGAGCAGCAGGAGAGGCAGAGAGUGCAGCUCAUGCAGGAGCAGGUUGAGCGACAUCGCGCUCUGCAGCAGAGGCUGGAGCUGGAGCAGCAAGGCCUCCUGGGAGCCUCCAUGGGAACAGGGGCCGGGGUAGCAGCCAUACCCACGGCCGGAGCCAUGCCCGGGACCCGGGUUGGGCCCGGCCCCGGGCCGGUGACGGGGGCAGGGGGUCAGGCUGGGUCCACAGCCGCCCCCGGUGGAGACGGUCUCUCCCAGAUGCCCUUCUUCAGCUCUGAGUUGCCUCAGGACUUCCUCCAGUCCCCUCCGGCCUCCAGGGGGGCAGCGCAGCACCAGGCCCAGGCCGGGGUGCCCUUCACCCAGCAGGCCUACGGUGGAGCUUCCCUGCCCCCUGGAGCUCACACAGGUCAGGUCCUAGCAGAGCGAGGCAGGCCCCUGCCCGGGCACGGAGGCCCCCUCGACGUGGCCUCCUCCAGCCCCCAGCCCAGGCCCAGACUCCCCGGCCCCAUGGGGCCCUCUGCCCAGGGACAGGUGUGCCCUGCUGGGAUGGGAGGAGCAAACAUGACACCCUCCCACCCUGGAAGUCUGGGUGUAGGAGAUCUUCAGCGCCAUCCGUUUGGACAUGACUCCUCCUCCUCUUCCUCCCCCUCUACUCCUCUCCCCCCCUCUUUCCCCUCCUCCUCUGGAGGCCCCUCCUCCCUCAUCCAGCUCUACUCUGACAUCAUCCCUGACGAGAAACCAAAGAAGAAGAGGAGCAGGAACAGGAAGAAGGACGGAGACGAUAACAUAGGCGGAGGGGCCAGGACGCCGCUGUCGUCCCACUCUGAUGACAUCACAGCCCCACCCACACCAGCUGUCUCUGACACUUCUUGCUCCACACCCACACGGGGCAGCGUGGACCAAUCAGAUCUGUCCUUCCCUCAAAGCUCCUCCUUCUCUGGCCUCGCUCCAUCGUCGGAGCUGGAGAGGCAGCUGUCAGCUGACCCCUCAGCCCAGGAUGGGGCCUCUACCUUGGGCUUGGAGUCUGAGAGAGUCCCUCUCUCUGGAGCUCAUCUGGUGGUCAAGGAGGAGAAGCAUGAGCGAGGUGUGUGUGGAGAGGGUGUGGUCAAAAUGGAGGAGGGAGUGAGCGAGGGAUUCUCCACCUCUCCUCUCCACGGAGGAGACGGAGGAAAGGAGCUGCUCAGACACCUGCUGAAGGACAAGACCUCCCCGGCAAAUACGCCGUCGCCUGGCAACCAGGCCCCGCCCGCUCGCCGGCAGCUGUCCGGCGAGAGCAUCCGGUCCGAGGAGGAGGAGGGGCCAGCCGGUCCUGGUUACCAUGGCAACAGCAACAUGAUGGUGGACAGUCCCGGGCAGGAGCACCUGGACGUCCCGGGGAAGAAGAAGCCUCAGCGCUGCAAGAGGCUCGCUCGCCCGGAGAGAGAGAGAGCCCCUCCCAAAAACAAGAGGAGGAAAAAAGAGGAAGAGGAGAAGACGCUCCACUCCUCUUCCUCGUCCACCUCUGAUCCGCUGAUGACACUCAGACAGCUGACAGUGCUGCCCCUCAUGGAGCCGGUUCUAGGGGUGGACCUGAGUCUGUUCCCCCCGUACGGCAGCUCCUCCCUGGGCAGAGACUCCAGGCUGACCGGCUCCUUCGGGAACGCCUCGCUGGACGGAGUCACCGACUACUACUCCCAGCUCAUAUACAAGGUACUACUACUGCAGUACUACUACUCCCAGCUCAUAUACAAGGUACUACUACUGCAUGUGUGUGUGUGUGUGCAGGGUCUGGGUCUGUAUGCAGCCAGAGACAUUGAGAAGUGCACGAUGGUCAUCGAGUACAUCGGCACCAUCAUCAGGAGCGAGGUGGCCAAUCGCAAGGAGCGGCUGUACGAGUCCCAGAACCGUGGUGUGUACAUGUUCCGUAUCGACAACGACUUCGUGAUCGACGCCACCAUCACCGGAGGCCCCGCCAGGUACAUCAACCACUCGUGUGCUCCCAACUGCAUCACGGAGGUGGUGACGGUGGAGAAGGAGAACAAGAUCAUCAUCAGCUCCUGCAGACGCAUCCAGAGAGGAGAGGAGCUGUCUUACGACUACAAGUUCGACCUGGAGGACGAUCAACACAAGAUCCCGUGUCACUGUGGAGCGCUCAACUGCCGCAAGUGGAUGAACUGACACACACACACACACACACACACACACAGGCAGCUCUCUCUCUCUUCGUCUUGGUGCUGUGAGCUGGAUGUCGAUCGCCCGCUGACCCACAGGAGACCGGAGGGACUUCAGAUCGUCGUCAUCUGUCAAUAACUGAUAUUAAUAAAACUGAUCAUUAUGAUAUUGAUGAUAAUAAUAAUAAUAACGAUAAUCAGGUGGGGCGUCUUUGGAACCAUAGUUUUAUUUACCGGGAGGGGGCGGGGCUUGUUAUAGAGGUCAUCUGGGUGAUGACACGGGCGGGGGGGGCGGGGUCAAAGCGAAGCGGCUGACUUCCUGUGCGGAGAAGAGGCUGGUCCUCUGCUCGACCCGAAAACACGCCACUGAGUACCAGAAUGUCCCGAUUCCUGAAAGGGAGCGCGAAUAACUUGCACUAAAAAGAUGGAAAAAACAAACAAAAAAAAAAAACUCCAAAAAAAUAAAAAAACAAAAAUAACAGGAGAAAAAAAAAAUUCCCCAUGGAAAAAAAAAAAA